GAACUGUCAAGAAUUCUUCUAUUUAUUCUAUUCACUGACGUUUUCAAAAAACGCAGGAGUCUUUUCCUUCCUCAUUGUCUAAUUCGCUUACAUAGCAAUAAAGACGUAAUAAUUCACAAAUAUGUUUACAAAAAGCAUUGUUAACUUGUGUGCCCGCAAUGCGAACUUAUUGAAAUCACCUCAGUUCGCUGUAAGGAAUCUAUCUGUUUCUGCAGUCAAAUAUGAUAUUGUAAAAAUUCAGAGUACAGAUGACUUCAAAGACAAAGUCAUCAACAGCAAAGUACCAGUCGUCGUCGAUUUCUUUGCUACUUGGUGCAACCCUUGCCGGCUUCUGACACCACGUCUUGAAACAAUAAUUUCUGAGAACAAGGGAAAAGUUGUGCUUGCCAAAGUAGACAUUGAUGAGCAAACCGAUUUAGCUUUAGACUAUGAGGUAAGCUCCGUUCCUGUCCUGGUGGCUAUAAAGAAUGGAAAAGUGCAAAAUCGAUUGGUUGGCUUGCAAGAUACUGAUAAGCUUCGCAAAUGGAUUGAGCAGUUGUCAUCUGAUGAAACUAAGCAAGAAAUUCAAGUCUAAGAUGUUAUUUUUAGUACUGAUUACAUGAUUGUUAUUGCUUCAGAUAUAUGUAGUUGAUAUUUAAUAAAUUGCAAAAGAAAAAAAAAA
Molecule: messenger RNA, 661 nt
Organism: Trichoplusia ni (cabbage looper)
Lineage: Eukaryota; Metazoa; Arthropoda; Insecta; Lepidoptera; Noctuidae
Product: thioredoxin, mitochondrial
Exons: 2
Coding region: 122-574 (150 amino acids)
Cellular component (GO): cytoplasm
Molecular function (GO): protein-disulfide reductase activity
Source: RefSeq, a predicted model, not a curated record